UCCAGGCCCUCCAGCAGGGAGCCCGUUAACUGUGUUUACUGAUCACACAACGUAUUUCCAAUCAUAACAACACAACGCCAGUGAACUAUGGCCGAGACGGACGAAAAAGGAUUUCAAAAAUACGUAGUUAGUACGGAUCGGAGUGGGGACAUCCAUGUUCAUGUACAGGGCGACCUCAGUCAGCAGGACAAGCGAUGCGUCUUUCUGACAGUACACGACCUUGGAACAAACCAUUCAUCCCUGGUAGAUUUCGUGACAUGUCCCGCGAUGUCAGAGAUCAAGGAGCGCUCUUGCUUCAUCCACGUAGAUGUUCCGGGCCAUGAAGAGAAUUCACCUGACUUGCCCGACUCGUAUCAGUUCCCGUCGCUGCAAACUUUGGGCGAAGACCUGAUCACAGUACUGGAUUUCCUGCACGUGCGCUACGCAGUUGGAUUGGGCGAAGGCGCGGGAGCUAAUGUUUUAGCUCGGUGCGGACUCGCCCACCCUCGGCGACUCCUCGGGCUCAUCCUCGUCAACUGCACGGCCUCCACUUCCUCCGUCGCUGAUGCGUUCCGCACCAGGUUCUCUCGAUGGAAGGGCGCCGACAUCUCCCAGUCAGAAGAGGACUUCCUCAUCUACCACAAGUUCGGCCACGUGAGUUAUGAGGAAACCCUCCAUUACCACUACCAGCAAAUAUCUUCGGAUUCGUGCGAGGCUGGCCCCGGCGAGCGCGAGCGCAUGCUCACCGAGUACCGCUCGCGGCUGCGCGGCAAUCUCAACACGCACAACAUCAAGCAAUACGUCAGAGCUUUCAUACACCGCAAAGACCUAAUGCUGAAGGGCUGCCAACCUGAUAUCCUGCUCAUCACCGGCAUGCAAAGCCCCUACUCCUCGGUCGUGGAGAAAAUGUACAGGGAACUGGACAAGGACAAGGUCACCAUCCUGAAGGUCGACAAGGCGGGCGACGUACUAGCUGAGGCACCCGCCAAAGUGUCGCAGUCCCUGCUCCUGUUCUGCCAAGGCCAGGGUCUGCUGACGUCGUUGCCGCCUCCUGGCGUUGAGCGACGCAUGUCCCGCGCCAUGUCGAUGGAGGAGUACGACAAGCCCAACAUCAGGCGGCUGUCCCUCACGCCCAGCGCGUGCGACUCGCCGCCGCCGAGGAAGCUCUAGGAGUUACGUAAGGCCGUCAACUCUUUGCCAGAGUAACGGCCCUUAGAAUUUAAGCAGUUCCAGCUACUGAAUGUUACUUAGGAACGAGGAGUGUUCACGAAUCAUACAAAAAUUGCGGUGUUUUGGAAUCCUCCAUCUAGUAUUGUUUUGCCUAUACCAUUUGUCAAUACCAAGCUGUCUAUACUGGUAGAAAUAAAGAUAUAUUUUUCCACUUAUCCAUAUUUUUAUAAGGAGAACGUUUUAACAGAAAUUACUGCAAUUUCUGUUUACCUAUUUAUUUUUUUCUAUAAUUAGUUAUCAGAUACUGAAAUAUAUCAGAAAUUAUUUCUUUACCUAUAUAUUGUAGUAAAGAUUUUCAUUGAUUGUUCUAAUAUAACUUGAAUAUUGAAGAACCUAGAAGUAGGUAUUUUGAUGAAAGGGGUUUCUGCCUAGCUGUAGUCGUGUAAUAAAUUAAUGUACAUUGUGAUUAGGUGUGUAUUUUGAAUAGAUUCCCAAGUACUCAUGAAAGUGUGCAUAAUCGUUUAUUGGGUGCAAUAGAAAUACUUUUUGUAAAUGUAACGCUUAAAACUAAGUAGGUUUAGUUAUUAGGUUCAGAUAACACUCAGGUGGAUGUUCAAUGAACGCACUAUGGCAUGAUGAACAUAGGCUGCCUUCCUUUGUAGAAGUUUAUAAUAAAAUUUUAUUUAUGUGAAUGAACAGGGUAAGCUGGCUAUACCGUACAUGCCAUCUCUGCUCUCGGGCCGAAUAGAGGAUCAAGAGCUUACCCAAUCACAAAUAAAAAACAGAAUUCAGGUACAUUUCCGCAAUGAGCUGCAGGCGACAACCGCAGGCGACACUGCGGCUAGCGCCUGCGGCUGACGGUGCACUAAAUGCAUUGUGCAGCCGCGCCAUGUCACGGCGCUCGGAAUCAAUUUAAUAGAGAUUUAUAGAAACGAGUAGUGUCGCCUGCAGUCUGCAGCUGCGGCCUGUAGUCUGCGGUUCAGUUCGGACUUGUAUCUUUCACCUUACCUUACCUCAUUUAACCUAAAUUAUUAACGAGAAGUAGUAAUAAAGCUUGUUUUUAAGAAUCUUAUAAUAUUUUUAAGACAUUCGUCAAAAAUAUUAAACUAUUUUUGAAUAAUUGGAAUAAAUCUGUGUUGGAAUCCUUACCCCUCGUUUACACCAAGGUCAAUACACGUGUAUUAACCAAAUUUUAUACAAUGUCUUAAUUUUUGACAUGUAUGAAAUAUGUUGUAUAGUAUACUAUACUUGCAUCAAACUUGUUGGAAAAACAAUAUGUGAAGUAAAUUAGUGAUUUAUACUUGUAAGAUACUAGUUGUCUAUGCAUUGUGAACGAAAGAAUGUCUUAAACAGCCACAACAAGUAUUCCACAAGUUUUGUUUAAAAAUAGUAUACGACUUCCUUCUUGGUGGAAACGAUGGGUCAUAAGUUAAAAAAUAAUUUGAAUAUAAAAAUAUUGUAGGAGACAGUAAGUAAUAUGUAGGAGACACAGUUUAUGUGAAAAAAUACUUCAGUAGCAUACAAAAGUAGCAGCAUGAAGGUUCAAAAAGUAUUAAUGUGGUAUCUAUACACGAUGUCUUAUCCUUAUUAAUAUUAAUAAGGAAUUACAUGUUACAAGUAAACGCUUGUAUUGUCGAUACCAUAUGAAUGGCCAGUUGCCAGUAAUACCACGGGUACAAGAGGUGUACCAGGUUUUCCCGUAUUUUCCAAUGUUCCCUUGGUGGUACAGUGGAAGAUCAAUUUUAACCACUCUACCCUUAGCCAUGAAUCAAAACAAUCAAGGGUAUACAGGAGAAAGGGUACACAGGAGCAAAAUAGUGAUCCCAGUAGCCCAACGGAAUCUUGAAAAAUAUAGACGUGAGUGAAAUCCCUAUGCAGCAGAAGAACAGAAAGGCAAUGUUCAGGAUUAGCAAAAUUGCAAAUUAGCAGAAGGAUUUGCAUAAAAGCAGCAGUACAGACCCAUACAGAAAACAAAAUAAAAUUAGAUACGUAGUUAUAGACAAAUUAGGUAAUUCGACUUUGUAACUUUGGCCCAGCGUAUCAAAAAUCCUAUUGCAGUGUCAUUUAAUAAACCCGUGAAAAAGUUUAUAUAAUAAGAUGAAAUCGACUUUUGAGAUGAGAAAAAACAAUGUCACAGACUGACUAUUUAUAGUAGCCAUUUACGUAUAUAAAGCAAAUAGGUCACAAAUUGAUUAUAAGUUUGUACAUACAUUAUCUGCCUUUAUGCAAAUCUGUCCUCUAAUCUGGGAUUUUGCUAUUCCGAGAUAUUAAUCUGUCCGUCUGCUGUUGGGGGUGGAAUAGAUAUUCCGAAUUAUAUAAUACAAAGUCCUCCAGUAUGUCUGGAUUGCGAAAGAAAUCAAAGCGUGUUACCAUGAUAAGCCCACAACAAUAAGCGAUGAUAGAUGUAAGUUGUUUUAAAAUAUUUUUGUUACUAAAUUAUUAUUGUAAAUUAAAGUGGAUGCAAUUUAAAUAUAUUUUAGCUAGAUUUAAUAAUAUGGAUUUAUUUUUUGUUAUGUACAAACUACAUGAACAUUUUAUUACCAAAAUAGAUUUCUGUAAGUAUUUUACCAUUAUUUAAAUAAAAAAUAUUAGCUGAAAGCCCUAUUGUUUUUAUGAGAACCCAAAAUAAAAAUACCAGAUAAAAUGAACACAAUUUAUUAAACGCGGACUUGAGACGGUACACUGAAAUUUCCACGACACGAAUGGACGGACACAAACUACUACACAUUUACACUUAAUAUAGAGUCAAAAUUUACCGCACACUGCGCGAUUCGCCACAAAACACGUCCAAAAUCAAUCAAAGAUAUAAAAAAAAAAUCACAUUUCUUCGUCCAGCAUUUGCUCAAAAUUUAGCAAAAACAUCCAAAGAAAAAACUAUAUAUAACACGUCGCAAGACUGCUGGACGGAGAAAACAAGCAAGGGAGACACAUUUUAUAGUCAAUCGCUCACUAAGCUUUCCAUCGCUCGGCACGAAAAUAACUAGUUCACGCGCCUGUCGUGGCAUUAAGAAUAUGGCUCCAGAAGCUUGACAAUGUUAUACUCCUUUGCCUGGUCGCGGGAAGGCAACUCGCAUCGUCCGACCUUGGCGGACAUUUUCGAACCUUUAAAAAUUUCCACUGAACUGCCAUAAUCAAUAUUAUCAAUGCGGCCGCGGUUUUGUGGCGUCCGCUUCGGUGGCGACGAUACAGCCGCCAACUAAUAUUCGCGCUCAGCCAAAUCGUUCGACGACAAGAGCAUUAUUAAAUUGAUCUCGAUAGAAAUCGUGCUAUCUCGGUACAUGGGACAUCUGUUCUGUUCGUCAAUACUCAGUUUUCUAUGAAUCCAGCAGGCAAUCGGCCAGCACCUAUGUAGUCUUCUAGUUAGCUGGCUAUAAAUUUCAGGUCUUCUCAUUACAUAGAGAAAGUCAUCUGUGUUGUCACGCCUAUCAGCACCUUAGCGGCUUUAAUUCAUUUCAUUCGGUCAAAUAGAAAUCUGUUCUUCACUUCAGGAUUCAAAUGGUUGUGAAUAUCGGUGGGACAUGGAUAUCUCCAGUCCCUUCAGUUAAAUAGUUUGAAGUCGGAGUGAAUGCUACCACAGUGGCAAAGGCGCGUGUGCGUAUAACUGAUGACGUCACAACUCGUCGUCGCAGCCAGGCUGCAUGUCUGACGUUUCAAUGCCUACUUCGUCGUAAUCCCGCUCUAGGGCAGCUAAGUCUUCGCGUGCUUCUGAGAACUCGCCUUCUUCCAUACCUUCGCCAACGUACC
Messenger RNA from Chilo suppressalis (striped riceborer), 4893 nucleotides. The record is from the annotation of a GenBank genome assembly. NCBI's taxonomy places the organism in Eukaryota, Metazoa, Arthropoda, Insecta, Lepidoptera, Crambidae.